Messenger RNA from Trypanosoma conorhini, 1218 nucleotides. RefSeq names its product methyltransferase. The record is from RefSeq and is a predicted model, not a curated record. The transcript has a single exon. Bases 1 to 1218 code for a protein of 405 amino acids. Gene Ontology annotation, molecular function: S-adenosylmethionine-dependent methyltransferase activity. NCBI's taxonomy places the organism in Eukaryota, Euglenozoa, Kinetoplastea, Trypanosomatida, Trypanosomatidae.
AUGCUCGGUCGAAUUUUUUUCGUUACAUCAUGUGCCUCGGUGUUUGCGGGGACAGCGUACUUUGUCGGCGUCGCCCUCAGCCCCCCGCCCUCCUACACAGUGAACAACCGGCAGCGGCUUGAGCGCUACGAUGCGCUGUCGCACGAAAAUGCCUAUGAAAAGCAGACGCGUGGACAGGAGUUUUAUCUUGGCAUCAGCCGCUGGCGGCGGCGCAUGCUGCGGGAUGAGGGCCUGGUGCGGGGCCGCGUCCUGGAAGUUGGCGCGGGUUGUGGAGGCAACGCGAGUUACUACGAGCCCCUGCUGCGCCCCGCGGCGGCAGGUGAGGGAAGAGGUGGGCAGCAGCCGAGCCACGCGCCGGUGGUGGAGAUCGUGAUGAGUGACCGCUCGCCAGGCAUGGUGGAGGCGACGACCAAGCAGAUCCAGCAGCGCUGCGGCUACGCUCCCUACCGCUACCCCGACUACGACGUGGCUGGCAUCCUUGACGCGGUGAAGAAAAGUGAGGCCGCCGGAGCCGGGGGCGACGGUGGAUCCUCCGCGGAAAAUAAAAGUGAGGGGCAGCGGCACACCCCUGGCGGGGGUGUGAUCAGGCGCAAGAUUUUUCACGGCGAUGGGACCGUGGUGGAGGUCCUCGCCACCCCGCUGCACGACAGCGGGGACGCCUUUGCGGAUGCUGCAGUGGCGCCUAUUCUGCAGGCCGCGCUCCCUGGGAACAUGCUCCCCCUGUUGGAUCGGGACGGUCAGGCAGAGCUGCGGCGGCGCGAGGCCGAGAAAAGAACGCAGGCGCAUGCAGUGGAUGGAGCCGCGACGAAUGAGCCCAUCUUCGCUGUGGCAAACUACGCGGCGGAGCAAAUGCCUUUUCCAGACAACAGUUUUGACACAGUGGUGGACAUGUUUGGUCUCUGCAGCUUCGACGACCCGGUGCGCGCGCUUCGUGAGAUGUCGCGGGUGUGUAAACCAAGUGGGAACCUUCUUUUGCUUGAACACGGCAAGGGGCGCUGGGCGCGCAUUAACGACCACCUCGACAAGUGGGCUCCUCGACACGCGAAAAAGUGGGGGUGCUGGUGGAAUCGUGAUAUUAGACGGUAUCUUCGUCUCGCAGGGCUCACGGUCGUGAAGGAGGAGGAGAAGCACUUUGGCACCUCGCUGUACAUCGUGGCCAAGCCGUUCAAGUCGAUGGAUGAAUGGGACGCCUACAACAGCAAAGCCGUGCAGGGCUGA